Messenger RNA from Striga hermonthica, 871 nucleotides. The record is from the annotation of a GenBank genome assembly. NCBI's taxonomy places the organism in Eukaryota, Viridiplantae, Streptophyta, Magnoliopsida, Lamiales, Orobanchaceae.
CAGGGCAGCUCCACAGUGGAUGAGUAUAUUCGCACCUUCACCCGCAUGUGCCUUUUUGCAGGCGACGCAGUAAACACCGAUACCAAGAAGGCUCGCAAGUUUUUUAAGGGGCUCAACCAGAGGAUCCGUGAACUAGUGGGGAGUCACGGACCGAUGUCAUAUGCAGAUACCGUGAGUCGGGCUCAGGAGUAUAUAACACCAACAGGAGAUCCUCGUAUAGUAGAUGAAUGGAUUCAGGGCCUCGAGAUGAUUUUCGAGGUCAUGGAUUGCCAUGAUCGUUAUCGCAUGUUAUGUGCACAAAUCCAGCUGACCAGGGAUGCCCGACUCUGGUGGAAUGCCUAUUGGAGUAUGCGUCCCGGCGAGAAAGAAGGUUGUACGUGGGACCAAUUUAAGGAGCUGAUCCGAGAGAAGUAUUAUCCCUCGUAUUACCGAGCAGACAUGGAGCGCCAGUUUUUGUCACUCACCCAGGGUACUCGUUCUGUCGACGAGUACGAGAGAGAGUUUACCCGUCUCGGAGCUUUUGUACUCGAUUUUGUGGGUACAGAGGCGAAGAGAGCCCACCGUUUUACCGACGGACUUCGCCCAGCAGUCCGCCACAACAUCGUAAUUCACGGCGUCCAGACCGACGCCCGCACAGUUGCCAUUGCUCAAGAAGUCGAUGCCAGUAUCCGACGAGAAGCUAUCCAGACACCAGCCCAACCAGUUGCUCAGCCACCAGCCCAGCCCAAAGUUGCUCAACCAUCAAAGAACCAGAAGAAGAGGAAGUUCAGAACCACUCUUGAUGACCGGAGGACCCGUCCCAGACAAAUACCAGCUUGCCCAACAUGUGGAAAACACCACCGUGGAGAAUGCCUCGUGGGCCGGAACAUUU